UUGAAGAGAAGAAGAUGAGUUUACAAAUAAAAAUAUAGUACAAUAGCACAAAAGAGAAUCGGUCACCAAUUUCUAUAGUUAUAUUGCCUUUACCUUUUGGUUAAGGUCACAUAUCCCUUAGAUCUUAGCAAAAAUUUAUUUUUUGGAAUCCAAUGGCUAAGAUGUGUUGUGGUAUGCAGUAAAAGUAUAUGAGGUAUUACAUAAUUUGCCAUAAUAAUAAAGACAAAUUGAGUGGUAUACAGUAUACACGCUGGGCCCAUGCAUGCAAUAUCAUAAAAAUUAACCAUUUAAAAAUAAGGAAAAAAAAAAGCUUGAGCUUUACAUUGCGCCAUUGGAAUGGAAUUUAUAUAUAGGAAUCCAAUUUGUACUCUGUGAAUUGAUACAUAUCUCAUCAUUAACUGCGUAGAGAUCAUAUCCAUACCAUGAACGACAUCAAAAUCCGAUUCAUCUCAACUACUCUCGUUCAGCCAGCGAAUCUCCACCAUAAGGAUGAUGGUGAUGAUAUUAAUCACAGUGAGUUAAACGGUGAACGACUAGACCUAACUCCGUGCGAUCUUCGACUCCUCGAUCUUCAUCACAUUCAAAUGGGUCUUCUUUUUCAUAACAAGCCACCGUCCGAUUCCGAUACAAACUUCAUCCAACACUUACAAGUCACUCUCUCUCGUACGUUGGAUAUUCUUUAUCCUCUCGCCGGCCGACUCGUCAAGACCAUAAAUACCGACGAUGAAACUACUUGUUUCCACGUUAACUGUGACGGAGCCGGAGUCCUUUUCGUUCACGCCGUUACUGAUGGCAUCACAGUGGCGGAUAUUCUCGAGCCAGUCAUUAUCCCAAACGACAUCGUUUACCCUCUGUUUUUCUUAAACGGAGUUCCCAACUACGAAGCCGCCGUUUCAAAUCUACCUUUGUUGGCCGUGCAGGUAACUGAACUCGUCGACGGUCUCUUUGUCGCGUGUAGUGCGAACCAUGCUGUCAUUGACGGCACGUCAUUCUGGAAGUUUAUCAACGUUUGGUCAGAAAUCUCACGCGAGGGCAGCUACGUUAAUAACGGCAUCGUUUUCAACUCAGACGGCGGCAAUUUCUUCCUCAAUCUCCCGAUCCGAGUCCCAUUCUUCUACGAAGAUGAUCAUAAAGAAAACUCUUCUUCAUUAUCAUCAGAAACUGAUCUACAACAAAAGAUCAUGAUCCAUUUUUCCAGGGAAAGAAUCAUUGAGCUCAAGGCAAAAGCCAACGCCGAGAUGGGGUUCACCAAUAACGAGAUCUCGUCUCUUCAAGCGCUGAUGGCUCAUCUUUGGAUAUCUGUGACACGUGUCAGGGAUCUGAAAUCCGACGAUGAUGUCUGUUACAGAGUAGCAAUGGGGCUGAGAUCAAGACUUGAGCCACCGCUGCCAGAAGGCUACCUGGGAAACGCGGUUCUUGGUGUGAACGUAGAGUGCAAAGGAGGGGAGCUAUUGGAUCGUGGAUUGGGUUGGGCAGCGGCUCAAAUUAGAGAAAAGAUUCGUUCCCUUACGGCGAUUGAAGCGAGAAAGUACUUGGAGGAUUGGAUUGAGAGGCCUACGUUAGCAGGUGUAGGAAAACUGCCGCCAAACUUAUUGUUAAGUGGUGGUUCGCACCGGUUUAAUGUCUACGGUAAUGAUUUUGGUUGGGGAAGACCAGUGGCGGUUCGAAGUGGUCUGGGCAAUAAGAUUGACGGUAAGCUAACGCCGUUUCCCGGGGCUGAAGAGGGAAGUGUUGACUUUGAAGUUUGUCUUUUGCCGGCUACAAUUAAAUUACUGGUACACAAUCAUCACCACAUUUGAAGUUGAAAGAAAAUAAAAGAGUACAAAGAAAAAAGGAUAAUUUGUGUCAUAACCUCCUUAAGUGGUUCUAAAUUUUUAGUAGUAAAACCCCCUAAACUCGUAUUCUGAUAACAGUUUAAUAUUUCCAUCCAUUUUUAGCUGUAAACUGUCAUGGUGGAAUGUCUACGUGGCCACAGUGUACACGUAGCAUAAUUUUAUUGGUUCACGUAAAUAAAUAUUAAAAAAAUUAAUUAUUUUAAAAAAAAAACCAAAAAAAAAAUUAAUUUUUCUUUAAAAAUUAAAAAUUAAAAGUUAAAAAAACAAUUUUAAAAAAAUAAUUUUUUUUAAAAAAAACCCUAACCCCCUAAUUCCCUAAUUUAUCACGGCCUCCUCCUCCUCCUCCUCCUCCUUCUUCUUCUUCUCCUCUACUAAAACAAACCCUAAUCUAAACCUAAAACACAUUUCUUUCACCCUCUCUCUCUUACGGGACCCCAACCUCAAAAUCCCGACCGCUCCUCUCCCUCUCCAGACCAGGUACCCCGCCGCCGACCACCUCAUAACAGUCAAAGAUGUCCACAGCCACCCAUCUGCUCCUUUCGCACAGCCACCCCAACCUGAUUCCUGUCUCUCUCUCUCUCUCUCUCUCUCUCUCUCUCUCU
Cannabis sativa is the source of this 2437-nucleotide messenger RNA. RefSeq lists its product as uncharacterized. The transcript is spliced from 2 exons. The record is from RefSeq and is a predicted model, not a curated record. The coding region runs from base 423 to 1799 and encodes 458 amino acids. Lineage: Eukaryota; Viridiplantae; Streptophyta; Magnoliopsida; Rosales; Cannabaceae.